AUGAAUUAAAAAAAAUCAUAUUCUCAUUUGGAAAUUCGUCUAGAAACCCUUGAGGCACUCUGGAUUCAACAUUCAGGGUUCCUGGACAAGAUUACCAAGGAGAGCGGAGUUAAUUACUACUAUCAACAAAGUUGGAUAGUUUUAGAAGGUAUGAUUUGAUUAAAUUAUGAAGGAAAUCCUAAUUACUGCGAGAAUGCCGCUUAAAGAAUUUACUCAAAGGUAUACGAAGACUUUAUUAUGCAAAUUGAAUAAUUCAGGAGCAACGAUGAGAUGAAACCUUUUUAUUAAUUAUUUUAAAACCCCCAGUAUAGAGAAUUAAGCAAAGGCAUCCAAGGAUUUUGGAUUUAUUCUGCCUAAUCGCUUAUGAAGUAAUAUCUAAACAUGGAGUUGAAGGGAUAUCAAUCUCGUUUCCCAGAAUUGCCUUAGUAUUUUCUUAUAACUUGGUUCCCUAAAAUACAAAUGUUGUAUAUCUAAUAAUUGGUUUUCCAAAUGAUCGGUUUUAGAUACACCCAAUAAGGUUUGAACCAAAAAUUCAAAUUUGAUGGUUAAUACAAUGUGACAGCCUUAGAAGCAAUAUCCAUCUAUCUAAAUUUGGAUUUGGACAGUAUUAUCAACUAGUACUCACUAUAAAUAGAGUUGAAUCAAAUACCAAAUCAAUUUUACUUGGUGAUCAAAGCAAAUAAUAAGAACUCGAUCACAGAAACUUGUCGGAUAUUAGAGAAUUAUUUGGAAAGAAAGAAUUUUUGGUCUAUAGCCUAUUUACAAAUAAAGUUGAGUUCUAAAGACAUCUAUUAUUUGAAGAAGAAUUUAAAUGAUUAAAUCAGAUCCAAUAGCACAAUAAAUAUAUACUCCUACGAAGAGAUGAUUCAAGAAUCAAAGAGAUUAGAUCAAUAAUUUUAUAUUAAUUUGACUGAAAUUAUAAUUCAAAGACACAGUAUCUCUUAAAUUUAUUAUCUUAGGUCCUGAUUCGUUAUUUGUUUUUGGAGAUGCCGAUAAGUAGGGUGAAAUUACAGAUACAAUUAUUUAAAUUGUUAGGAAGCUGAAGUAAAAUAAUAGAAUAGAAUAAGAAGAUAGACUUUCACAGUAGUUUACUUAUAAGGAGAAUUCAAAUCAGUAGUUUUUAUGGAACCCUUAGGUAAAUUAGUAAAUAUCUAUUCCUUUCUAAAACAAUUCUAAGAAUUAUUAUUAAGACUAUAACCAAAAAUAAUUUGAUCAACGUCCUGUUCAUUAGCUAUUCGGAACUAGUUUAAAUGAUUAAUAGACAAAUCCUUAUGAAUAUACAAAGUAGAAUUAGACUAUAAAUGAUUAAUAGACAAAUCCUUAUUAUUAUACAAAGUAGAUUUAGACAAGUGAACCUUUUUGGAAUGACGAUUAACCUGAUCGUCCUUUGAAAAACUAUAAGAAAUAUUAGAAAAAUUAUGACAAUAACUGGUCUUAGUCCAAGAAUUAUAAUUAGAAGAGAUAUAAGCAAAGAUAACGCGAUUAAGAUUUUUAGGAACUAGAUGUUACUUUGUAUGUUCCAAAAGUGCCACAAAAUAAUUAAAAUAACUCUGUCUUCUCUUCUCCUUAAUAAUAGGAAGAAGAGAAAUCUUCAUAAUUACUAAUUGUAGAAGAAUUGAAUAAGGUGAUCAAAUGUUAAAUAAUUAAAAUAGAACUAUUUUCAUAUUAAAUAAUUUAUACCUAAAACCAUUAUAAAAAUAGUCAGAAAAUCAAUUUUUAGGAAUUUAAGUUAUCCUUUGAGGAUUUCAUGAAGAAGUAUUAUAAUCUAUAAGCUGAAAUAACAUUAGUAUUUAACAUUGAGAAUAUAAUAAUUAACGUCAAUUUUAAAUAAUAGGAGGACAUCCAUUAAGUUAAAAAUGUUUUCCAUAAGUAUUUUUUGUAAUAAAUGUAUUAUGUGACCUAAUACUCGACUUAAGCCUUGGGUCUAGUCAACAUUUUAAAAGUAAAUUCCAAUGUGCAAUAUUUCUCAACUAAAACAGAGCUAACAGGAUUUUUGAAUGAGGAUUAGUUCUCAGAAUUAGUUGAAAUUUAGGAUGGUCAAUAGAUGGCAAUCAAAGUAAGCAACUUCUCAUAUAGGAAUCAUAACUAAUUAAGGGAGAAGUUUAAUAAUUUUGAGAUUUCCUAAUCCUUUUAAUAGAAUUCCUCAGUCUUAGAUAUAUCUAGACAAGUAGGAUAAGGGAAAAAAGUAAUUCUUAUUUCUGAAGAUUAAUUACAAUAUUUAAAUCAAGAAUUUGUUGAUUUAGAAGCAUGUUAAUUGAAAAAGUUCAAAGAGUUCUUUAAGCUACCUUUCUACUUUGUAUAGAUUGAAUAUAUCGAGGAACUUCUAGAGUAAGCGAGAGUCGAAUUUAGAAGGAUGAAUGAGAAGUAUGUGAAGGCUUAAGUGUAAGCCAAAGAAAAGGAAAAUAAUAAGGUUUGGAUGAAAGAGAUAAAGAAGGAUCAAUUAUGUUAAGCCUUUAAAUUAUAUUGUUACAAUAUGAUGGAAGCAUUUUAUAUGAAUCUACUAAAUGAUCUUAAUGAAUCUCUAAUGUGCACAGAAGAAUAUUAGUCUAAUUAAUAUUAAUCUAUGUAUCAUGAAGUAAUCAUAGAUUUGGGUAAGAGAGAAUUGAAUCCAAGAGAUCCUCAAAGCGUUGAAGAUUUGUUAUUUAAUUCAGAUUUUAAAUGUAAAGCAUUCAAAUAGUAUCAUAGUUGAGCCUAAAGAUAGUAAUUUUUUUAUUGAUUUGCCUCUAGGAACAUUUAUCACCGUGUGGGUUCGUAAUUAGAAGGAUAUUUUGACUGAAUUUUAAUAGAUUAAGAAGAAUGAAAUCCUUCCAAGGUAUUUGAUUAUUACUUAUAUUAUUGUAGAGGAUAUAUCCUAAAAUCAUGAUUUGUUAGAUUAUUGCAUAACAUGAGACGUUGAUAUAUUAAAUGGAUAUAUCAAGAAAAUAUAAAAAAUUUAAACAUAAAAUUAUUAAAUGAAGAGAUUCGAAAUGUAUAAGAACAUUGUCCUUUGAGAAUCUUCAUAAAUAUAAAAACAGAGUAAAGCCUCAGAAGGUGGAAUUAUAAUCUCAAUUACAAAAGUUUAAUCAUAACAUUUUCAUAAAUGCAUAUGUAGAAUUCGGACGAGAAUUACCUUGGUUAUAUUAUGCAAUUGGGAAUAUGAAUAUUUUAUGAACAAAAUAGCAGAUUAUCGAAAUAUGCAAGAAAGUAAU
Paramecium octaurelia is the source of this 3188-nucleotide messenger RNA. NCBI's taxonomy places the organism in Eukaryota, Ciliophora, Oligohymenophorea, Peniculida, Parameciidae. The record is from the annotation of a GenBank genome assembly.